Sphaeramia orbicularis (orbiculate cardinalfish) is the source of this 2309-nucleotide messenger RNA. RefSeq names its product tropomyosin 1 (alpha) (gene tpm1). The coding region runs from base 137 to 991 and encodes 284 amino acids. The transcript has 9 exons. Lineage: Eukaryota; Metazoa; Chordata; Actinopteri; Kurtiformes; Apogonidae. The record is from RefSeq and is a predicted model, not a curated record.
AUAUUUGACAGGGCACAGUCAGGCAGAGCCCGCACUCCAGCUUAGCGUUCAGUUAGGCACAGACGCCCUAGCCCCUCUCUCCGGGUCUCUCCUUGGUUUUCAUUUGGACGUUUUGUUGGUGCAGCAAUAACCAGCCAUGGAUGCCAUCAAGAAGAAGAUGCAGAUGCUCAAGCUCGACAAGGAGAAUGCCUUGGACAGAGCUGAACAGGCUGAGUCAGACAAGAAAGCAGCAGAGGACAGAAGCAAACAGCUUGAGGACGACUUGGUAGCUCUGCAGAAGAAGCUGAAGGGAACUGAGGAUGAGUUGGACAAGUACUCCGAGGCUCUUAAAGAUGCCCAGGAGAAACUUGAGCUGGCUGAGAAGAAAGCCACCGAUGCUGAGGGAGAUGUCGCUUCCCUUAACAGACGUAUCCAGCUGGUUGAGGAGGAGUUGGAUCGUGCUCAGGAGCGUCUGGCAACUGCCCUGACCAAGCUGGAGGAGGCUGAGAAGGCUGCUGAUGAGAGCGAGAGAGGCAUGAAGGUCAUUGAGAACAGGGCCAUGAAGGAUGAGGAGAAGAUGGAGAUUCAGGAGAUCCAGCUGAAGGAGGCCAAGCACAUCGCUGAGGAGGCUGACCGCAAAUAUGAGGAGGUGGCUCGUAAGCUGGUCAUCAUUGAGGGUGACCUGGAGCGCACAGAGGAGCGUGCUGAGCUUUCAGAAGGCAAAUGCUCUGAGCUUGAAGAAGAGUUGAAAACUGUGACCAACAACCUGAAGUCACUGGAGGCCCAGGCUGAGAAGUACUCACAGAAGGAGGACAAGUAUGAGGAGGAGAUCAAGGUCCUCACCGACAAGCUGAAGGAGGCUGAGACUCGUGCUGAGUUCGCUGAGAGAUCAGUAGCCAAGCUUGAGAAGACCAUUGAUGACUUGGAAGAUGAGUUGUAUUCUCAGAAACUGAAGUACAAGGCCAUCAGCGAGGAGCUGGACCACGCCCUCAACGACAUGACUUCCAUGUAAUUUUCAACUUGCUGUGCCUGCUUGUCCUGCCGUCGCUCGUCCUUACAGUUCCUUCAUAUACAUCUUCCGUCUCCAUCUGCGUGUUUUCACAUACCCAUCACGACUACCCCAUCAAUUGUUUGAAGUUUCUACAUUUAAAGACUGAAGCUGCUCUUUUAUAGUCUUACACAAUAUUAGUCUUAAAACAUAGUACCACUUCUGUCUAUAAAUGAAGCCAGUUUGCAAAAAUUGCAAGGAACUUUAAGAAGUCUCCUACUGAUCAUGUUAAAUAUUAUUGUGAUUAUGAUGAUACUGUGUGUAUCAGUAUCAUUGUUGUUGGAUAAUUCUGUGAACAGGACUGAAGUCAUGUGCAUGAACAGAAGAAAUGCAUGGGUCUCUGGUUAUACUUUUUUAGCUGAUUUAACUGGAGAUGUAUUACAUUUUGCUGGAAAAGUAAUCAUGAUCAUUUUGUAAUGUGAAUGUUAAUUCAGAUUAUUUUUGACAAUUUCACAUUAUAUUUUGACAUGAUGAGAAAUGCAUGCAACUUUUCUGUUAAAAUGUUACAAACUGUAUUGAGAAAGCAUUUCCAUGUCUUUUAUUCAUUCACUGUACCUCAAGUGGUGUCUCUGGUUAUGUUGUCUUCCUAUACUAAUACGGUCUACUUCUGUCCAGAAGAAAGGCCACAGUGUGUUUGCGACGUCCCCAAUAGUUAACCCUGUAAUAUCCACAAAGUUUGGUGUUGUCUUUCAACAUUUGGCCGUUCUGUGGGAGAUUAAAAAGGCGCACCACAUUUGCUUGGUCCAUCGCUGUUCCUUGUCUUUUAACAGAAAGGUCUUGAUGUAUUCAGAGGUUGGUCCAACCUCUAAUUUGUCUCAUUAGCGUGGUUGGUCUCGCGGUGCACUUCCAUUGAGCAUUGUGGUUUCGUUAUGCCGUGCCGUGACUCCCGUUGCUCUGGUGUAUUGUGGUGCGCAUCUCAAAUUUCCCCAGGUCCCACACCGACCCCUUCGGUUCACUGUACCUCUUCUCUCCCACACAGAUAAAUUGUUUACUCCUCAUCAACGACGCCUCCCGCCGGUUGAGCAGUGUCUGUCUGCUCUCUCCAGCCUUCUCUCCAUUUUCCCUUCCCUCUUUGUCUUUCCUUCCCUCCUCAUGUUUUCAUCCUCAUGUCAAAGUUAACUGCAUCCCAUCUCUUGUACAGACCUAGAAUCUUUCUGCGUUGUGUAAAAAAUAAACGUCCUUCCUUCUAUGUAUGCUGUAUCUCUUUACUCUGUCCUUUUUUUCUUUUUCAUUUCUAUUUAUUUUAAGUGGCUCUAAUAAAACCAGGAAGCCUUGAUUUUAA